Molecule: messenger RNA, 4782 nt
Organism: Cydia splendana
Lineage: Eukaryota; Metazoa; Arthropoda; Insecta; Lepidoptera; Tortricidae
Product: hemicentin-2-like
Exons: 28
Coding region: 1-4782 (1593 amino acids)
Biological process (GO): homophilic cell-cell adhesion
Cellular component (GO): plasma membrane
Molecular function (GO): metal ion binding; nucleic acid binding; hydrolase activity
Source: RefSeq, a predicted model, not a curated record
AUGAAAGAUAAAGGAAGUUUUGUGUUAUUUAUUCUGUUUCUUUUAGUAAUAGAUAGGUGUGUUUGUGAUGUGAAAAGUAGUUUAACAUUUGUAAUUGAUAAUACCGCCUCGAUGACAGAUGAUAUAGAUGCAGUGAAAGUGGGUGCAAAUGCAAUAUUUGAUACUGUGAUGCGCUCAAACUCUUCACAUGUUGAAGAUUUUGUUUUGGUGACUUUUAACGAUCCAAAUUUGUCCAUUAACCACACUUUCCAGACAGAUCUGACGUCGCGCGACAACGCAAGUCAUGCUAAGCGACCGGUAUUACACUUAUUUGUUCAUGUCGUUAUAGCAACCCAAUUUCGGGCAAAAACCAAAGAUAGAAGUAUAUUUAAGAAAGAACUGAGGGAUAUCACUUUGCGCGGAAAUCCCGACUGUCCCGAGAUGGCAAUGGCUGGCAUCAUACAAGGGAUUCAGAACAGCCGAGAAGGUUCCACCAUAUAUGUGUUUACGGAUGCUUCAGCCAAAGACUACGAGAAAUACGAGGAAGUAGAAGCGCUGAGCCAGAAAAUGGGGUGUCAGAUAGUAUUUGUACUAACCGGCAUUUGUUACGGUGACAAGAAGGCGCCGGAGUACGUGGUGUAUAACAAACUUGCCAAAGCUACCAAUGGGCAGGUGUUUCACUUACAAAAAAGUGAAAUCGGUGAGAUUCUGAAGUACGUUCAAAAUACGAUAGAGAGCCGCAAGAAUAUACUGACAAGUAAAAUAUUUGCCGCAGGUCAUGGCAAGUUUGACGUACCUAUAGACGGAGAUACGAAAGAACUAGUCAUUGCUGUAUCAGGCGAGCGUCCGUCGUUUAGCGUGACCGAUUCCAGGGGCACUACAUGGCCUACUACUAAUAUCACCAGACUUAGUGAGAUUGCGGUGGUGAAGGUAGUAGGCGUGACACCUGGUCUCUAUACAGUACAAGUCCGCAGUAAAGGCGAGACCCAUGUAGUCGUGUCAGGAACUACCUCAGUACACUUCCAGCAUGGAUUUUCGACCAUCAGCCCUUCAGAUAUCAAGGAUACUGUAACGCGGCCCGUUCCAGGUGUAAAAUCCCACCUCUCUAUAAAAUUAUCAACUGACGGUGGAAACUUGGAGCUACACAGUGUUCAGAUACUGGACAUGAAUGACAAUGUGAUCUCAGAAACACCACUAAAGAUCGUUAAUAAAGCUGAACAGUUCUAUAAGACUGAGCAGAUUAUACCACCAGACCACAUGUUCAAAGUCGCGAUAAAAGGCUACGAUGUCAACAGCAAAACCUUUCUAACGAGAAUCAGUUUAACACCAGUCAAACCUCAGGAAAUUAAGCCUGGUAUUUCAAGGGGAAUUUACUUAAAAGGUUUUGUUUUAAUGUGUGUACAAAAUAUUACAGCUGCAGUUAAAAGAACUCCCGAAGUAGAGUGCGACGCUAAAGUUAAUGCUGCUUACGACAAACCAGUGGAAUUGAAGUGCAAAGUCAGCGGUUAUCCAAAGCCAGACGUAAUUUGGGAGACUGAUGACAAAUCUGCUUUUUUCUCUCAUUUUGUAAGUUUAGUACCUACACGUAAAGAAAACAUAAUUUACAGCGAAUCUAUAAAAGAACUGCCGUAUGACUACAUCACCGUGCUCACAAUAAAUAAUGUUAGAAAGAAUAGUACUUACACCUGUCAAGCUGCUAAUAGUGCGGGUAGUGCCGAAAGCAGUACCGUUGUUGAAACAAAGAUGGAGAGAUACUUUAAGGUUAUAGCUUUUCCAAAGGACGAUGGUUCUCAUGAUAAAAUUCUCGUGUUCUGUUCCAAACAGGCCUCUGAUGUCGUAAAAGGGAACACUGGAUUCCUUGGAGAUGGCACCUUCAAACUAACCAAGCUCUCUGAGACCGUCACAAAGUGCACGGAUAAACUAGCUCUGUUCGAAAACAGGCUAACAACGGCUGAAACUAAAAUUGAACUGCUGGAAGAGCAGAAACUUGUUAAUCAUUUUCUUCAACAGAGAGUCAGUGAGCUUGAAGAGCAAAUCAACAACCAGGAGCAAAUUUCUACCCAAAACGAGAUCGAGAUUAUGGGUGUCAAUGAAUCACCCCAAGAAAACCCGGUGCAUUUAGCGUUAUGUGUUGCAGCAAAGAUUGGAUUAGCUCUGAAAGAAGAGGACGUAGACUCCGUGACCAGAGUUGAUACUAUCAUCGAGUACCAGAAGUCAGUAAGAAUACCCUGCAAAAUAAAAGCUUUUUCACCAGCAAAAGUCUCAUGGUACAAAGGUGGGCGUCCACUCAGACCUGAUGGAAACCUGGACGUGUCAGAAGACGGGUCCGUCCUCACUAUCCGGUCUAUGGAACCUAAAAUGGCCGACAACUACAUAUGCGAGGCGAGAAAUGAUGUUAGGAGGAAAAUUUUCAAGUUUAGUGUGGAUAUUAGUGGAGUUGAGGCGCCAGAAAUAAAUAAGAGAAUUACCAGCAUCACGGCUGUGAAAAACUCUGAGGUGGACAUUCCUUGCCAGUUUGAUGCUAUUUCAUCAGAUGAAGGAGAAUACGAAUGCGAAGCAAGCAAUACACACGGGGUAGACCGAAUUAUUUACAAACUCCAUAUUUAUGGUUCUUUUAACAUAGUUUUAUUUUCUUUGUCAGUUCCAGUCGAUAUUGAGUCUCCCGCCAACAGUUUAAUAGAGCAAAUGGAAGGUUCAAGGGUAACAUUGCCUUGUAGAGCGGACGGGUCUCCCAAGCCAAGUAUAACUUGGAUCUACCACAGCAAAGACGCUAAAGUCGGACCGAGUCGAAUUAGGCCAAGCGACAAUACAGGACGGUUAAGCUUUGACAGGAUACAAUUAAGGCAGAGUGGUGAGUACACUUGCGUGGCUACCAACUCCAGAAGUUCUAAGAACAUCACGUAUGAAGUUUCAGUUUUAGCACCUCCUAAAAUUUACUACACUACAAAAGAGUUCCAUGGAGUUGUAGGUGACAUGGUACUUCGGAUUCCGUGCAAUGCUACUGGAAACCCAAAACCUGAAAUCACGUGGACUAUGGAAGGGUACCACUUAGCUUCAGGUACCAAAUGGUAUGACAUUAGUGCAGAUGGCAGUCUCAUUAUUAAGAAUAUCAAAGAAAUAUCUGCUGGGUAUUACUCAUGUAAAGCUUCCAAUGAUUAUGGACAAGCAGAGGAAGAAUUUGAUGUCGUUGUUGACGAUUUUCCUGAUCUGGGAUUUCGUAUCAAUAAAUUCAAGUUGACAAAAGGAGACUCGGCGAUGAUCCCUUGUGAUGUUCCGCGAAAAAAACCUGACAGAUUACUAUGGUUUAAGGAUGGUCGACUUCUUCCUUCAUCUGAUUUAGCAUUUCGCGUCCUGUCCGAAUCGGACUCGGGAACAUAUACAUGCCGCGUUAGCUCCAUGGACCGACCAGCAAUGAGUGGUUCCACUACGGUAGAGGUUGGCUUCAAACCGCAAUUUGAGUACCCUGUCUACAACAAGAAUAUAUCCUUUGUGCCCGGAGAAUUUGCCACGAUAGACUGUACGGCUGCUGGACUUCCAAAACCCGAGGUGCAAUGGUACCAUAAUAACAGGCCGAUAAGUUACAAAAACUUUAAAUAUGUCUUGGACAUGUACAGCGACUACGAUAAAGGACGCUACACUUGCAUCGUCAGGAACUCCUAUGGAACAGUGCAGCGAGAGUUUGUCGUUUCGUCAUUUGGAUGCCUGCUAAGUGUAAAGCACGACUUUAGUAAAAACGAACCUCUAAUGUUGACCUCCGAUAACAAAGUAACUAACUUUAAAACUAGAGGUAGCUACAUGAAUAUACCUAAAGACGAAACCAUCAAGUUGGUGUGCCCUUCGAGCUUUAACACGAUACCUUUAAGAGAAAUGUUGGUGACUUGUGAAAAUGCGCAACAAUUUUUGCAUCAGUCAUCAGGCAGACGUUACGCUUACUCUGACCUUAAAUGCAGAGACAAAUGGAAGCCGAUAGUUAAAAGAACAGGGCGACGGUGUGCAAAAAGAAAAGCUGAAAUAUUGAACGUUGGCUUCGAGACCGGAGAAACAUUCGAGACAGUUUACGAAGUUUGCUUUGCCCGGGAUUCAAAGAACCCUAUUUAUACAAAGCUAGACCUGCAACCAUCGCUAGCUAAUUCUGUAACUACUAACGAUACUGUAUGGUUUCACUAUGGUUCUCCUGUGGACUUGGGUGGUAUAUACGAUUGCAGUAAUCAGAAUGCAGAGACCUCAGCGAUUUUGAAUAAGGAGUUUCACACAGGUGACGGUUGUUGUUUUGCGAAGAGAAUGUUGGUGAAUCCUUUGGACGUUGCUCCUGGGCUACAGGGUGCCACCUACACCCAUCUAAAUAUUGUGCCUCAUUGGGGCACUUGUAACUCUAAGAAUUGGGAAGAAGUGGAGCGUCGUAUCAGAAAUCUGGUGGCGUCUUCGGACCGGACCCUUCAAGUAUUCACCGGCACGGGGUACAACCUGCAGCUGACGGAUUCGUUCUCGAGACAAAGGAAUGUGGUUCUUAACAGUAGGGGAAAGGGUAUCCAGGUUCCGAGGUACUUGUGGAAGGCAAUCCAAGACCCGUCUACCAAGACUUCCUUGGCCAUCAUUCAAGUGAACGUGCCUGACUUGAGCCUGUCGAGCGUGCGUAGCUAUCAGCUCUGCAAUGACGUUUGUAAGAAUGUUAAAUGGAUGCAGACCGGACAUUGGCGCAAUGUAAGCCACGGGUUCACAUACUGCUGCAGUCUAGCUGACUUUGAGCGCGCGUUCCGAUACCAAGGCGUAUUCCCCGACUUCAAAAAAUUACUGCGUGCCUGA